Molecule: messenger RNA, 1240 nt
Organism: Leptonychotes weddellii (Weddell seal)
Lineage: Eukaryota; Metazoa; Chordata; Mammalia; Carnivora; Phocidae
Source: RefSeq, a predicted model, not a curated record
AAUAAAUAAGACAGUUUAAGGACUGUACAUGUUCUUAUCCAUAAUUGAAAAGACAUGUAAAUAUAAUUAAAGUUUUCUUUCUCCUUAGACUUCAGUUUUGAGAGUUAAACCUGUUUUGAUUAGCAUUGUAAGCUUUGACCAUAUUGUUUAAUAGUGAUAGCGGAUGCUAACCAAGUGCUUUUAUGUGCUAAGCUAGGCUCUGUUCUAAACACUGUUUUUGUAUUAGAUACUGUUUCAGUGCUUUAGACGUAUUAACUUAUUUCAUCCUCAGAAAAGCCCCGUGAAGUUUCAAACCGAAGAGUAGUAUAUGAAAUUCAAAAGUCUUGUUGAUAGUGACUCUUUAUCAGUGCCGUAGCAUUUAUUUAACUGGUAAUAGAAAGCUAAACAGAAACCCAAACUUAAUGAAUCUCUGAGAAUGACCCGUUAAUAUAUACUGUUGUCGACAGCCAGCCAGCUCUUGGGAGGAAACUUUGGGAAGAAGGUGACAUUUGCCUUCAGUGUCCCAUUUUCCUAGACUGGCUUACCAGUUUAUUUUCCUUUCCCCUGUAAAGCAUGUUCCCCUUGCUUUUGCCUUUCAUUUCAUAAAUGUAAAAAGAUGAGGGAGUUUGUUCCUCACUGUGGUCAUCUACAUCCGUUUAUGUGAAAUGUGUAUUUAAUAUUUUGAUAGAAAGUUAGAUCUUUGGGUGGGGUGUAUGGGGAUGUGUAGAAAAAAGAUGUUUUGCAAAGAAAAAUCAUACAGUCUCUUGGGAAGUAUGUUUAUCUAUCACUUGGAUGUUUUUCCUUGUUAGUUUUGAUUAUGAAGAUGCAGGCUACCAGACUGCAGAACUUGUAAAAAUGGAUAUUCUACUGAAUGGAAAUCUUGUAGAGGAGCUGGUAACUAUUGUACACAAAGACAAAGCACACUCUGUUGGCAAAGCCAUAUGUGAACGUCUUAAGGAUUCUCUUCCUAGGCAGCUGUUUGAGAUAGCAAUUCAAGCUGCUGUUGGAAGUAGAAUCAUUGCAAGAGAAACUGUGAAAGCUUAUAGGAAAAACGUUUUGGCAAAAUGUUAUGGUGGUGAUAUUACCCGAAAAAUGAAACUUUUGAAGAGACAAGCAGAAGGAAAGAAAAAACUGAGGAAAAUUGGCAACAUUGAAGUUCCAAAAGAUGCUUUUAUAAAAGUUCUAAGAACACAACCUGAUAAGUAAUUGGUGGAAAAAAAUACAAUGAGUUUUCAUAAAUUAAAACUUGUGUAUCUUUUAA